Molecule: messenger RNA, 3346 nt
Organism: Manacus vitellinus (golden-collared manakin)
Lineage: Eukaryota; Metazoa; Chordata; Aves; Passeriformes; Pipridae
Gene: COL16A1
Product: collagen type XVI alpha 1 chain
Exons: 46
Coding region: 28-3267 (1079 amino acids)
Source: RefSeq, a predicted model, not a curated record
UGGCCCUGAGCUGCUGCCACGGGCACCAUGAGGGGUCUCUGGGCCCUCGUGCUCACGGCGCUCGUCAGUGCCUGCGAGGGGAAGGAGCUGCCGCCGGCGGAAGGGGAGCUGUGCCCGCAGCUCUGGGACGAGGACCUGGCUGGGGACAAGUAUGAGAACAUAACGGGUUUUAACCUGAUUAAAAGGUUCGACCUGCUGAGGAUCUCGUCCGUCAAGAAGAUCCGCAGCCCCCGGGGGCCGACAGUGCUGCGGCUGGGGGCUGUGCCCCUGGUCCAGCCCACCCAGCAGGUGUUUCCUCGUGGGCUACCCCCCACCUUCACCCUCAUCUUCACCUUGCUGCUGAAGAAAAACAGCACCGGGGAGCACUGGUACCUCUUCCAGGUCACCGACCGGCAGGGAUACCCGCAGGAGCCGGUGAGAACCUCGGGGAGGAGCAGCCUGAAGGAGGAUCCCAAGGAGAAGGGUGACCCUGGCCUUGUGGGACCCGAGGGGCUGGCUGGCGAGCCGGGACCCCCAGGGAAGCCAGGAUCUCCAGGGAUUGGCUUUCCAGGGAAGCCGGGUGACCCUGGUGGCCCCCCAGGUCCGAAGGGAGAGAAGGGCAGCUCGGGAGCUCCUGGACCCGGAGGAUCGCCUGGGACACCCGGUCCCCCCGGUGCCCUGGGGCCAAAAGGAGACAAGGGUGAGCCGUGUGAGGUGUGUCCCACUGUCACUGAGGGGACGCUCGGUGCCAUCGGGGUGCCCGGCAAACCAGGACCCAGGGGAGAGCCCGGAGCGCCCGGCAGGGACGGGGUCUCGGACAGACCCGGCCCUGCAGGACCCAAAGGGGACAGGGGAGAUCGUGGCAUCCAGGGGAUGAAGGGGGAGAAGGGGGACUCGUGUCUGUCCUGCGAUGUCCGUGUGCUCGCCGCGCUGCGCCGGGGCCCUGCCGAGGGGUUUGAGGGUGAGCCGGGGCUGCCGCAGGGUGACCUGGGGCUCCCUGGGCUGGCUGGGAUCAAGGGUGAGAAGGGGGACGGUGGCCAGCUGGGACCCACGGGCAGACCGGGGCUCCCGGGAAAGAAGGGUGACCCGGGUGUGCAGGGGCUCAAAGGAGAGAAGGGGGAGCCGUGCGGGCAGUGCCCUCCCACCCCACAGGCCCUCCAAGGGGCAGCGACAGUGGUGGCUGUGCCAGGACCACCAGGAGAAAGGGGCCAGAGUGGCCCCCCGGGCAGAGCGGGCAGACCGGGCGACGCUGGGCAGAAGGGGCAGAAGGGGGACGCUGGCAGCCCCGGGGACCCGGGCACGCCGGGCAUGGCCGGUGUCCCAGGGCUGUCGGGUGAGCCUGGAAUCAGGGGUCCGGCCGGCCCCAAAGGACACAACGGUUUGCCAGGACUGCCUGGGCCUGCCGGAGACCUGGGGCCGCUGGCCGUCGUGGCUGAGAGGAACAUCGAGGUGCUGAAGACUCUCUGUGGGGACUGUGCCCAGCUCCAGGCAGCCUUGGAAGCCCCCAGGGGUGUCGAGGGGGAGAAGGGGGACGGGGGCAUGCCGGGUGCCCCCGGCAGCGAGAGCUGUGCCCGCUGCUUUGCCCAGUUCCCGAGAGAGGAGGCGGCUCGGGGUGACAGCCCUGACACUGACUGUCCUGGCCAUCCUGGGUUGCCGGGUGCCCCGGGCAUCCCUGGAGAGAGAGGAGAGCAGGGCUCACCAGGACUGCGGGGACCCCCUGGACCACCCGGGCCCAUCGGCCCCCCAGGCUUUCCUGGAACGCCGGGCGCACCCGGACUGCCCGGCAUCAAAGGCGAGCGAGGCUACCUGGGCCCCCCCGGGGAGAAAGGGGAGCUGGGACCCCCCGGCAUGGACGGGCCCCCCGGUCCCGCAGGACCCGCGGGACCAAGGGGAGAGCGGGGGCUCCCGGGCAGCGCCGGCGAGAAGGGGGAUCAGGGUUUCCAGGGCCAGCCUGGCUUCCCGGGACCACCGGGUCCCCCUGGCUUCCCAGGGAAGGUUGGUCCAGCUGGGCCACCAGGGCCCAUGGCUGAGAAGGGCAGCGAGGGCAUGCGAGGCCCCACGGGGAUGCCAGGACCCCCUGGACCCCCAGGACCUCCGGGCAUCCAGGGCCCCGCUGGCUUGGAAGGACUGGAUGGCAAGGAUGGCAAGCCGGGGCUACGGGGUGAUCCAGGACCCCCUGGGCCACCAGGGAUGAUGGGUCCUCCGGGCUUCAAGGGGAAGACGGGACACCCGGGUCUCCCAGGACCAAAGGGUGACUGUGGCAAACCUGGUCCCCCGGGGAGCCCAGGCCGGCCGGGAGCUGAGGGUGACCCCGGGCCCAUGGGACCCCAAGGCCGGCAGGGACCCCCAGGGCUCAUCGGACCCCCUGGCAGCCCAGGACAGCCGGGUCCUGCUGGCCUCGCUGGAGUGGGGCUGAAGGGUGAGCGUGGCUCCGUGGGGGAGCGAGGUCUGCCAGGGAUGCCAGGGCAGCCGGGACCCCCGGGACACCCCGGACCACCGGGGGAGCAGGGACCAGAUGGACCCGUUGGGAAAGAGGGUCCUCCGGGAAAGCCGGGCAUUGCGGGACCGGCGGGACAGAAGGGUGAAGCCGGAUCCCCCGGUGAAAGAGGGUACCCCGGGGAGAAGGGCAGAGCCGGGAUGCCCGGGNCCCCCGGGGAUGAUGGUAAGGAGGGGUGGCCGUGGAGAGGGGGGGGUGCGGGACCCCGUUCCCCGCGGGGCGCGGUGGCCGUGUCCCCUCGCGUGUGUCCCCUCGUGUCCCCCCAGGGAGACGUGGUGAAUUACGACGAGAUCAAGCGGUUCAUCCGGCAGGAGCUGAACAAGAUGUUUGACGAGCGGAUGGCGUACUACACCUCCCGGCUGCACUUCCCGGUGGAGAUGGUGGCGUCCCCGGGCAGACCCGGUCCCCCCGGGAAGGAUGGGCUGCCCGGCCGGCCGGGACCCCCCGGCUCCCCAGGGAUGCCGGGGCAGAUCGGCAGAGAGGGGCGGCAGGGCGUGCCGGGCAUGCGGGGUGAGCCGGGUGCCAAAGGAGAGAAAGGCGAGAAGGGCAUUGGGGUGAUGGGGGACAGCGGCCCCCCAGGACCCCCAGGUCCCCAAGGACCACCAGGCUACGGGAAGAUGGGCCCCCCGGGCCCCGUGGGGCAGCAGGGCAUCCCUGGUAUUCCCGGCCCCCCCGGUGCCACGGGGCAGCCGGGCAAGGCGGGGCACUGCAGCCCGGCAGAGUGCCUGGGGGCCGUGCCCAUGGAGCAGCCCCUCUUCCAGCCCAAGAACGUCAAGGGCCCCUUCGGCUGAGGGUCCCCCCAGCCCCCCGGCUUUGCUGUUAAUAUUGUUGUUUCCCCGCUGUGCCGGGGCCGUGCCUGUCCCGGGGGGG